AUGCAAUCGUGCCUCCAUUCUUCGAAAUCUGGCAAUGCCUCCUCAUGGCGUCAUGCCAGGAUCCUAUCCAUUGUGUCAUUCUUUCGACUCCCCACAGAAAUAAGACAUGUUCAUAGAAGCCAAAGUUACUUGCUCCGGCCACUAUCAACUAGACAGAACUCGACCACUUCGAAUUCGGAUGAGUUCAGUGAGGAAAACCCUUCGCAGGAUUUUUGGGAUCAUGUCAAAAAUCGGAAGAGUUCGCAAAUGAGAUAUCUGGAUAUUAAACGCUCCAUUGAACGAAGUCCCAUAGAGCUUCUCAAAUCCAGCAACGAUGACACGUCCAAUCCGGAGGGAUUUGAUGAAGAUAGGAGCCCCUCCAACGGACUCGCUUCUAGCGUGAUCAACCAUUCGCCAAUCCCUCUACGGUCCAUGGAAAUUGGACUGCCAAGGUUGAGCAACAGGCUUAAAAAAGCACGACGACUUUCGAGUCUUAAUUUUCUUGGGAAGUGGCUAGAUUUGCCAGAUGACGAUGCUCGGGAAGCACUUUGGCAACACUUUAGAUCAGAGGAAUCUAGAUCUAAAGUGUCGGAAUCAGCUUUGCCAACGAUCCUAUUGCAGCAUAUUCGGGGCUACCCUUUGACUACAGAUAUGAGCCUUGCCUUGCGUAAGCGAGGCUUCAGUAUAGAUGAUCUAGUCGUAUGGGCCUACAUCAUUCAAGGAAAAGAUACAGAUGAAAAGGCACAACGAUUCCUUUCUUCACCGUCAAAGAAGCCAACAUUUUUAUUAUUGGAAAUUCUCCGUAAAGAAAUAUUGCACGUGGAAACUUUUAGAUCACUUCUAAAUUAUACUUGGACCCGAGUUUUCUCACCAAAUCCCCAACAACGCACAGGAGACUCUUGGCCUGCAUUUUCCGAGUCUACCAUUGAGGAAGAGACAGAGGAAUUAAUGUUAUUCUCUUCGCCUGACAUGGAAUUAACCACUUUCACACUUCUUAUCUCCCGCCUCCUCUAUCAUGCACGGCAUUUACUACCCUCUGCUGUCCUCCCCAUAUCCCAUAUGGUUCCUCCAUAUUUGUUCCAUAAUUUACAUGGUGGGUCUACAAUGGAGCCGUUAGAGCCACAAGCACAUAGCCGAUGCUCUCAUUUGCUCAAUAAACUACUUCACGCCCUUUCUCGACCAUCACAAUUUGUUCCAUUUAAAUCCAUGAUCCAUAAUUGGCAUGCGCAAAGAGUCCUAUUGCGUUUAGCGAAUCAGACCAAGCCGCCUUUGAUCAUUGACAGGGGCGGUUACCAUGCCGUACAAGUUGUACUACUUGCAUUGCAAAAGACCGAUGAUGAAUCCAGAUUAGCUAAGCUCCAGGCGAGAAGUUGGCCUCCCUGGAGGAUAGACCAAGAUGGUAUGGAUGCCCGGAGAUGGCCAGAUGAAGAUCUGAGUAGGGUUGUCUUUGCAAUAAGGCAAAUGAAGCAAGCCGGAUACAGUUCGAAUAUUAGCACUCAUGCUCAUGGUAUUCUUGGGGGACAAGAAGAUGAUGGGACACCAACAAUCCAUACCAGGUCUUUGUCCAAAGGUCGUAUCAGAAAGUUGCGCUCUUUGGUAAGAUCGAGUCCUCUGCACCACCGGGUCUGGAGUUCAAGGAUCACAGCGACGCGUGAUGUACAGGAAGCUUGGAGCGCAUUCAAGAGUUUCCAGCAUCUAGGUGGCACACCCACCUCUUCCAUUUAUCAUGCUAUGAUGGAGAAAGUUGAAGCUGAAAAUAGGAGAGCCGGUCGUUCUCGAAUGAUAGAUGUUACACCUGGCGAGGGGAAAGAAGUUCUUCCACCGUCCGUCGACAACUUCAGCGAUUACUACAAAGAGGAGCUUCGACCGCCACCAUCCAUUGAUUUCUUGUAUGAAACCAUGAUGUCAACUGGGGUACGGCCACAAAGCGACUGUCUAAAUUUCCUUAUUAGUCAUGCCAGGGGAAUACCUGAUGGUAUAAAGUAUAUUCGCGAAAGUGGGCAGCGACGUACUUUCUUGAAGUAUAUCGUUGGCCAAAACGCCAAUCCACCAGCAAAAAUGACAUCUGCGGAAAUUCGCAUCGUUCAUGCAUUCGUCACCUUACUUUGCAGGUGUACGGAUAAACUUAUCCCACAGGCUUCUUCAUACUCCGAAAUAUCAGUGUUCAAAGAUCUGAAAGGGCUUCAUGAAAAUUUCCCAGAUGUCAUCAACGAUAUCAACGCAAAUGAGACGAUGCCGCGGACGCUGCCUAGAUCUAGAAAGUCUGGUAUUAAUCCGCUGUCUCACGCACUGGAGCUCAUACGAACCAGCCAGACAAGAUAUAAGCCUACAUGGUAUGCGGUCUUCAAUGCACUUGCUAGGCCUGGCAUCACAAUUGACCCCAAUAUAAUCGGUGACCCGCAAGAUGAUAUUAAUUCCUGGAGAAUCUCUGCUGCUGUACUGCAGGACUUUCAUGACGCGGGGCUUGAGCUUGAGCCAAACGGCUUUCAGUUUAUUUGUCGAGGAUUGGAAAAGGCAAUGGUUGCGUCAUCCCGAAUGGACCAAAAUUUGCCGUUCGCGGACGAUGUUCUACUUGUGAAAGAUGAAUUUGCAAAGUUAUCUUCGACAAGUUUCGAUAUUGGACUUCCGACCUUUGCUCACGAUUUACAUAGCAAACUACACGGCGCUGUUCUACAUGCCUACGUACGUGUUCUAGGAAUAGCAGAGGAUUUCGAGGGCAUCAAAGGUGUAAUAGAGUGGAUGGUACUUCAUCACGAGCGUUUGAUUACUGAGGCUCAGUGGAGUCGCAAUGGUCACGAGCUCUUGAAAAGAACUUUAAUAGCUGCAAAGGUCUUUUGCAAUGGGACAUCCUAUGAAGAAGAAUCACGCAUAUUAGUGGAAAGCGCUGAGGGCUGGGCAUGGCCAACUGAUCAGGAUGCUAGGGCUUACGUUGAAGGGGGCCCAUCGUUAGAAUCCGGUGAAAGCUCUUUAGUGAGUGAUGAAAAUGAUGCAAAAGAUGAGAAGAGCUUACUGCAGGAUUUCUACUGA
Molecule: messenger RNA, 3006 nt
Organism: Botrytis byssoidea
Lineage: Eukaryota; Fungi; Ascomycota; Leotiomycetes; Helotiales; Sclerotiniaceae
Exons: 3
Coding region: 1-3006 (1001 amino acids)
Source: RefSeq, a predicted model, not a curated record